Molecule: messenger RNA, 1332 nt
Organism: Auanema sp. JU1783
Lineage: Eukaryota; Metazoa; Nematoda; Chromadorea; Rhabditida; Rhabditidae
Source: the annotation of a GenBank genome assembly
AUGUCCUACUCUAAGAGCUUGUGCUGGAUUAGGUCUGCUGCUCCACAAGUCUCGAAAAGAUCAGCUCAAUCGUGGGUCCAUAAAUGGAACCGCUUUGAGCGAUGGCAAGAGCUUGAGAAAGCUAAGGAUGAACACACAGUUCAUAAAUUGAAAAUGAAGAACUUCAUGAAGUUACCCACAGGAUUGUAUAUCACGCCUGAAAGGCCUGAAGAUUUAAAACCAAAGAAAGAUCGGGCUGAUGAGACAAAUGAAGAUACAGGAGCUUUACCAAUCGAUUUACUCACUAAUCAUACUCAAAUGAGAUAUGUAGAUCAUUCAAUAGAUAAUAUAAAGAGAUUCAAUAGAUAUCAGCAUUUCAAACACUUACAGUAUGAUCAAAGAAUGAUCGCGGAAAGGCUUCUGUUUUUGGGUGCCGAUCUAGCUGCUGCUCAUUUCCUCGUGCAUAGGGGAGCUUCUGUAAAGUUCAUAGGAGAUGACAAUUGGUACAGAAGAGACGCAAAGAAGAACUAUUCAUUGCCAGGGAGGAAAGUUCCAGGGUUGCACAUCGAAGCCAUUGACGCUUCUGGAACUGAGCUAAUGUUCGAAGGAUUCGAAAAUCUUUAUGACCUAAAGCACUUGAGGAUGCUAAGAUUAGCGGAUUGUGAGUACAUUGAUGAUUGGACAUUGGGGAAAAUCGGAGGAAUGAUGGAAAACUUGGAAAUGUUAGAUGUUAGUGGAUGCCAAAAAAUUUCUUCCAAAGGUUUAAUGGGUUUAUUGCCUCUCAAAAAGCUUAGGCUCUUGAGGCUAGAAGGGUUGUAUUGUAAGGAUCUUGGGAAAGCUGCUCUACUCCUCGAGGAAUCCAUACCUUCCUUAGAAGUACUCGGAGUCGAUUUCGAGGAACAAGCAAAAUUACUCGAAGCUGAAACAAGAUUAUUAGAGAAUCCGAAUGUAGUACAAGAUGCACGAGGAAAUAUUUUUGCUGAAGAUGACAACGGAAGGCUAUUCUAUAUAGGAGGGGAAAUAAAUGAGAGACCUGCUGUUUGCGAUAUGGAUAAACCUAUCAUGACCGGCACAAUACGCAGAGAAGUUCCGGAAAUGUCCGACGAAGACUUUGAUAAACUGGAUGCGUUAUCUGGUGGAAAACUUAGGCACUUACUCAUAGGCUCACCCAGUGGUUACGAGUGGAAUGAGCAGGUGGAGACGGUACUCCAGUUUGAAUCGAAAUGGAAUAAGAAAGAAAAUAUUCCUGUCAACUCCAAAAUGUUACCGGAGUCUGAAAGACCACGAUUCAAGCCUGAAACCAAACACAGCCACCUUGAUGAGGAGAAGAAACUAUUUUUACAGAGUUCUUAG